Messenger RNA from Stylophora pistillata, 655 nucleotides. Its product is annotated as monocarboxylate transporter 13-like. The record is from RefSeq and is a predicted model, not a curated record. Lineage: Eukaryota; Metazoa; Cnidaria; Anthozoa; Scleractinia; Pocilloporidae.
AGCUCUAUCGUUCUUAAAUCAUGUGCACAUAAGCGCACGAACGAGAGGAAAUUUAAAAGAAAAAGUAUAUCAUGACCUGAAGUUGGUAGACAAAACAUUCAAGCUAAAGAGCCUUGGUGCUGGUAUCAUGGAUAAGGAAGAAGAAACAUACGACCGUUGCAAGACUGUCCAAGUUAUCAGACGUACUAGAAAUGUUUUUCCUCAUAAGGAUGGCUGUUGGUCUUGGUUGGUGUGUUUUUCUGCUGUUCUCUCCAACGUCGUAAUUUGUGGAUUUACAUUUAGUUAUGGCAUUCUAUUUCCUGCCAUCUUGGACGAGUUUAAACAAGGGAAAGCUAACUCAGCUUGGGUUGGAUCAAUCGCAAUGAUGGGUAUAGGCAUUUAUGGUCCACUGAUCGCAAGGUUGUAUCAUCGCUUUGGUGCUCGAGUUGUCUCAUUUGUUGGAGCCAUAAUCUGCACUGUCAGUCUUGCUGUUACGUCUAAAGUGACAAACCUGUACUUGAUGUAUUUAACCUACGGAUUACUGUUCGGUUUUGGCUCUGGCUGCAUCUACCUGGUGACCUACAUAGUUGUGCCAAGAUACUUCAUAAAAUGGCGCUCUCUUAGUUUGGGUCUCAUAGCUAUGGGGCCUGAUUUGGAUGGAGAAGAACAUUUUUAG